GUUUCGCGCGUCUGCCGCCCAAUCGCGCGCUGUCGCGCGCCCAUCCCCUCGUCCGCUAUUCUCGCGCGCGUCCGUCCCGCCGCUACGUAGUCCUAUGCCCUUGCAGUUUCGGACGACGCCCGCGUGGUCCUCACCCGCGCGCCCAGCUCGCCCGCCGUUCGCUGCCCGCGCGUACCUCGCAUCGCCCGUGACCUGCUCGCCUACCGCACACCCGUGUACACCCGCGUACACCCGCGUGCUGGCCACCCGUCGUCGCGCAUCACCGCCCGAUGCGCAUCUCUCGCCCGUUCGACCCUCGGUCACUCCCGACCAUCCUUCAGCCUCGACGACCACUUCCGUAUCAUUCCCCCCCUCUUCAAGACAUUCCUUGUCCCCAAGGAUGAGAAAGUUCAGCAC
Molecule: messenger RNA, 396 nt
Organism: Striga hermonthica
Lineage: Eukaryota; Viridiplantae; Streptophyta; Magnoliopsida; Lamiales; Orobanchaceae
Source: the annotation of a GenBank genome assembly